GGGUGUGCAGAGCUGUGCCCGAGCACCGGGGCCAUGCAGUGAGCGCCCGCCGGGAGCAGCCAUCGGGACUGCAUCCGUGGGACAUUUCGGCGUCAACCGUGGGACAGCCAUCUCGCCACCUGCCAGCUCCCUGCGAGACACCGUUGUGCCCCAGCUCAAGAUGCAGAGGUGUGUGGGUUUCCUGUUUCUGUCUUUAAUCCUUUGUGCCGCCCUGUCAGAAACAUUCGGACUGGUUUUGUCUGCAAAAGAAAAAAGGGGCUGGACUUUGAACAGUGCUGGUUACCUACUUGGGCCACGUCGUAUUGAUCACCUUUUAAUGAUAAAGGAAAUGCCCAUUGCAAGGGGGAGAGAAGAGGCACCAGGGGCAUAUGCAGUAGAUAACCACAGAUCUUUUAAUGACAAACAUGGUUUCACUGGUAAACGUGAAAUACAGCCUGAUGAGGAUAUAAAAGCAGGAAAUCUUGGAAGACCACUGGCUGAUGAAAACAUUGUGCGCACAGUAAUCGAAUUUCUGACUUACUUGCAUCUUAAAGAGGCGGGAGCACUUGAGAAUUUACCUUCACCAGAGGAAACAAACCUUUCUUGAACAAGAAAACAUUUCUAUUUUGUUGUAGUGCAAAUUUGAUUCAACUCUAAACAAAAGAUCCAGAAGAGCAGAAGAUGUAUUGUUUUCAUUAAUAUGAAAAAUGGUAAAUGAUGUUUUGCCUCUUUGGUUCUGUUUCUCUCUCCUGUAACGUUAUGGUGUAAAAUUUUGGCUUGGUAAAAUUUUUCUGUAGGUAAAUGAUAAAAUAAAAAUAAACAGCAACUA
Messenger RNA from Gallus gallus (chicken), 808 nucleotides. It is a transcript of the gene GAL, whose product is annotated as galanin and GMAP prepropeptide. The transcript has 7 exons. Bases 161 to 586 code for a protein of 141 amino acids. Gene Ontology annotation, cellular component: extracellular region. Gene Ontology annotation, molecular function: hormone activity. Lineage: Eukaryota; Metazoa; Chordata; Aves; Galliformes; Phasianidae. The record is from RefSeq and is marked validated.